UGUUGCUGAGUUUUAUGUGUGGGCAGAAGCUGAAUUCACCAUCAAAGAGAUAGGAAAGGAAAAGAUGUUUAAAAACUCUUAUUAAGCAUAUGUUUAAUAAGAGAAUAGCGAUAUGAGAGAAUUCCCAACAAGAAGUGAUUGGCUUGUUGCAGGAUGAGGUCUACAGUGGAGUGCAGAAGAAGAAAGAAGAGAUAACCAAUGAGGCUACUACAAGAUGUUAAGGGUGUUCCCAGCUUGCAUCAUUUGGGGAGGUCACUAGUUUAAAUAUCUGAGAGGACGAAAUUAGAUACCACUUCGGGACCUAAAGAGCUUCUCCACCACCAGAGCCAUUGCUGAUAUUGCCUUGAGAGAGCCGGUACAGGCCGAGUCACAACUUCACCAGCGACACUCCACCAAAGCCCUGUGGAGAAUUUCUGACACCCAAAAUGUCUGGAAAUCGAAGUAUAAAUUACCCUGGACAUGACGACAAUGAUGAAGAGUCUGACAUACCUCAUACCAAACAGUUGUGCAAAGGCAAAAAACACAGUGUAGAUCUAAAAAUAUCAAGUGACAUAAAUAAGAAAAUAUUAAGAAAGGAAACUUGGGAAAUCAAACGCAAUACUACAAAGAAGCCAAAUGUGAAUGUCACAUCAGCUCAUGUUGAUUUAGUCGAUACCAUAAACAUAAUUGAUACAUAUGACAGAUCACCAAAAGCCUUUGCAAAAAAGAAGUAUGCUCAAGCUGGAAAAUAUGCUCACGGUCUUGAAGACAAACCAGGAAAGAGGAUUCCUAAGGCUGGAGUCUAUGCAGAAGCAGGAGUUGGACAAGCUCGUGCUGAAUACAGUGUAUUUGAGGCAGAAGCCAAAGGCCCAAACGCCUCAGCUGGUGCAGAAGCCAGUUUGGUUGGAGUCGGAGCAAUGGCUCGAGCUGAAAUCGCCAGUGCAUCAGCUAAAGCCGGUCCAGUUGGUGUGAAAGUCGGGCUUGGAGUUGACACGGGUGUGUCUUUUGGUGUGGGUGGGGUGGAGGCCAAAUUCCUGGGAACUGGAAUCUCAAUUGGUCCAAAAACCAGUGUAUCUGUUCUGGGUUCAGAAGUCUCAUGUUCAGUCAUGUAAUCGGACAGGUAUUACCUUAAUUAUAAGUCUUUGGAUUUUCAUAUGCAACAUUUUUCUACCAAAUUAUGAAAACAAAAGUCUAAUAUAUCAACAUUUGUGAGAUUAAAUCAUCAAAAGGUUUAAGAUAAAUUUAUAUAAAUUUGUAUUUCUG
This is a messenger RNA of Carassius auratus (goldfish), 1242 nucleotides long. RefSeq lists its product as uncharacterized. The transcript is spliced from 3 exons. Bases 426 to 1091 code for a protein of 221 amino acids. NCBI's taxonomy places the organism in Eukaryota, Metazoa, Chordata, Actinopteri, Cypriniformes, Cyprinidae. The record is from RefSeq and is a predicted model, not a curated record.